AUGUCCAGAAAGGAUCCUUGGCCCCGUCUGAGGCGAGCACUGUUAUACAAGCCCAGCCGACAUGUUUACAACUCCAAAAAGCGACUGACUGCAGAAGCCUUGACACGGGUGUUCCAACGCAUGAAGGGCCUUGCUUACGAUCCUAUCGAUGCACGACAAGACAUGUUUUCUGUUUCUCAGGUCUGCAAAAGUUGGAGGGAAGUGAGCAUUAACCAUCGUGAAAAAAUUUGGGGUUCUCUACCGAUCGACCUAGAUACAGACUCAGAGGAAUUUAUACAGGAACUUCUUCGCUGGUCGUCAUCUUCGCCACUGUCCAUUUACUCUGGAAUUCCGAUAGACUCGGACGACAGCCCGAGAUAUAACAGGUGGCUGUUAGUCCUGGAAGAGUUCCACCGCUUUGAGUCGCUCAGCUUCGUGGACGAUAUCACCAACUACGACUUUCAAACCUAUUUGGAAAUGGCUGCCCCUCUGCUCCGAUCGUUCGAAGCGAAGAUCACUGAGCCCCCCAUUCCAUGUUUCCGUAAUAUACUUUCGCAAGAGCUGUUCGGUGGAAAUGCUCCAAAUCUGCGACAUGUUAACCUUACUGGCUACACACUGGCGUCAAAUAGCUUUCUUGGCUUGAACCUGACCACUUUGUUUGUCAACGUAAAGGCCUGCCCACCGUCUAUAGACGAAUGGGUGGAAAUCCUUUGGAGUCAACAAAAUUUGGUAUCUCUGACUAUCAAGCAUGCACUGUGCUUAGAAAACGAUAAUCCUGCGUCUUCGUUGCCACCGGUAAAGCUCCCACUCCUUCAAGAGCUGUGCAUUAUGUACUGUCGUUCCAUUGACUGCGGUCUCCUCCUUAAUCGACUGUCCACCCCUUCUUUAUGCAAACUUGAGCUCUGUCUAGCAUCACAUAACGACGCUGAACGGGAGGAAGAAGAGACUUGCCUUCAUGCUAAUCUAAAAUGGUUUGUUGGGUGUUCGACGAAUAAGUUCAUAUCUUCCUGUAAGUUGGUUGACGUAUCAAUGGGUUACGAUACAGAGACCUCUGGGCCACUCAAGAUAUUGUCUUUUACAGCAUUCCCCGAGGAAAGUCUUUCAGAUUCUCAAGACGCUGUUUUCAAGUUGUCAUAUCUCACUCAAUCGACGUCUGAAGACGAUUUCGAUCUUGAACUAUCGCAUCUCUUCCAGACGUUAAAAGCCAUCGAUAUCUUGGCUGAAACCACUGCUAUAAGGUUGAAACCUUUGCCACAAUCGACGCCAUUUUCAGAUCCUCUUUUGGAACUGCUUCUCAUGUUCAAGCCUGGACAACUCAGAUCAAUCGAAUUUUACGAUCCCACUCAAUUCGCUAUGCUAACAUAUGUGCGACCCUCAAGAUAUUCUCAAAAGCUGUUACUUGAGUGCGAGAAUAUACACGUGAAUCAGAGUUGUAAUGACCUCGAUCUGGAAGGGAACUGCAUUGAAGAACUUUCAGAAAUUCUCCAGUAUCGUAAAGAUCGUUUUGGAGUAAAAACGUCGAGCAUUAUAUACUAUUGA
Psilocybe cubensis is the source of this 1518-nucleotide messenger RNA. RefSeq lists its product as uncharacterized. The coding region runs from base 1 to 1518 and encodes 505 amino acids. NCBI's taxonomy places the organism in Eukaryota, Fungi, Basidiomycota, Agaricomycetes, Agaricales, Agrocybaceae. The transcript has a single exon. The record is from RefSeq and is a predicted model, not a curated record.